AUGUAUAAUUUAAGAUUGCUCAAAAUAUAUGACUUUAAUAAUCCCAAGGAGUGCAAGGUAUAUCUUCCUGAAGGUCUCCAGUCUCUCCCUGAUGAACUUAGAUAUCUCCGCUGGGACAAUGGCCCUUUGGAGUCUUUACCACCAAACUUCACACCACGAAAACUUGUUGAAUUGGACAUGUACUCUAAUAAGCUUAAGGAACUAUCAACUGUCGUCCAGGAUUUUGAAAGCUUAAAAGUUUUAGAUCUUAGUUUGUCCAAACGUCUCACUCAUAUACCAGACUUUUCCCGGGCUACGAAACUUGAGAAGAUAUGUCUCAGUAGGUGUGAAUAUCUGCAAAACUUUGGGAGCAGCCUUUGCAACUUGCAUUCGUUACAGUCUCUUACGCUAUCGGGUUGUUCAUAUAUUGACCAGUUUCCAGAACUUCCAAUGAAUAUAAAAUUCUUAGAUAUGAGUGGGACCGCAAUAGAACAGGUUCCCUCAUCAAUUCAGUGUCUCUCUUAUCUGGAAGAACUUUACUUAUGUAACUGCAAAAGGCUUAAGAGUCUCCCAACAAGCAUUUGCAAUUUAAGUUUUCUUAAAUGGUUUGAUCUCUGCGGUUGUUCAAUGUUAGAAUACUUCCCGAAUAUUUUGAAGCCUAUGGAACAUUUAGCUCAUCUUUCCUUAUCAGGAACAGGGAUUAGAGACUUACAUUCAUCUAUUGGAAAUCUUAUUCGUAUUUCUUCUUUACAUCUAGAUGGUUGCGAAAAUCUGAAGGUUCUUCCAGACAGCAUCUAUAAUCCACAUCUAGAAGUUCUCAGCUUUUCCACUUGUCCAAGACUCGGGAAUCUGCCUCCGUUGUCUAUUGUCUUGCACUCUUUGACUCGGUUAUGCUUGAAAAACUGCAAUAUACUAGAGAUCCCUGAUUUGCUCUUCUUGCCAUCAUUAGAAGAACUAACAAUAGAAGGAACAAAAAUUGAUAGAGUUCCUGCAACCAUAAAAGAUUGUUGCAAGUUGUAUGAAUUGGUUAUAGUCGAUUGCAAGAGCCUUCGCUAUCUUCCAGAGCUUCCAUCAUCUAUUGAAAUUCUUUAUGUAACCGGCUGCACAUCUCUAGAGACUCAGUCAAAAACAUUGGUUCCAAUUACACAACUUUCUUUGGAGGAAGACAAGGACUGCUGGAAGUUGGAUCACAAUGCAUGCAACAACUUGAUGACUGAAGUGCAGAGUAGAAUUUUGCACUUGGCAACUAGGUCAAAACAGCAAGAAGUUUGUGGUAAUGAUGUUAUUUCGUGCUGUCCUGGAAUAUUUAGUUUAAGAGGACAAAAUGGUGAAACCUCUAAUUUGCGGUCGGUGGUUCAUACUCCUUUUCCUGAAGUGCAAGUUCCUAAAGUUUUUAGCAUCUUGGAUCACGUGCACGUGUUCUAUAGAUAUGAAGACUACAGUGAUGAUCUUGGUGCAGUAGAGGCAUCAUUUGACUUCUUCUCAAAUUCUUGGACAAAGAGUGGAAAAUGUUUGGAUUGUAGUAGUUGCAAAGUGAAGAGGUGUGGAGUUCGCAUGUUAUAUUUGAAAGAUGCGGAGGAAAUGGGCAUUACUGCUAACAACGAGCAAUAUGUGGUUUGUGAAUCAAAUGCUAGUGUGGCAGAUCCUGCCGAGCCAAGUGGAGUUGAAAUUGAUCUCAAU
This is a messenger RNA of Morus notabilis, 1659 nucleotides long. Its product is annotated as disease resistance-like protein DSC1. The annotation marks the transcript as partial. Gene Ontology annotation, molecular function: protein binding. NCBI's taxonomy places the organism in Eukaryota, Viridiplantae, Streptophyta, Magnoliopsida, Rosales, Moraceae. The record is from RefSeq and is a predicted model, not a curated record. The transcript has 4 exons.